Pygocentrus nattereri (red-bellied piranha) is the source of this 2258-nucleotide messenger RNA. It is a transcript of the gene rpusd4, whose product is annotated as RNA pseudouridine synthase D4. Gene Ontology annotation, biological process: pseudouridine synthesis. The record is from RefSeq and is a predicted model, not a curated record. Gene Ontology annotation, molecular function: RNA binding; pseudouridine synthase activity. The transcript has 7 exons. The coding region runs from base 113 to 1243 and encodes 376 amino acids. NCBI's taxonomy places the organism in Eukaryota, Metazoa, Chordata, Actinopteri, Characiformes, Serrasalmidae.
AAUAACACGUUGUUUGCUGUAGUCUCUGAAGUUCUGACACGACCCUGUGGAGACAUCGUCGUUAGAAAUAGAUCUUUGUUCUAUGUAUUUUUCUCAGGGUUAGAAAUGUAAAAUGAGCAGAAUAAAGUUCGUGAAUAUAUGGGUAAAUCGAUGCUUCCGUCACGACGCCGCGGUAAAAACACGGGCACCAUGUUUCCUGUUAACUGGUAGAGAAUACGGAGAACGCAGCUCCGUCUCAGAGUCGGACUCCACUGCCAGCAGAACAAGGCGACCGAGAGCUGCAGAUAUCGCGGCAAGGCUUCGGCAUGAAAAGGAGAAACAGACAGCAGAGGUUCCAGUGUCUCCUGUCCAGAGAAGAGUUUCAGAGCUGAAGCAGUUCACGCAGCAGCUACAGUCUGUUCAUCCAAAUGUUUUUGCAAAAGCGCUCUAUAGGAGUAUUUUAUACCAAGACCAACACCUGAUUGCCAUAAACAAGCCAUAUGGAGUGCCUGUUUACAAUACUGGAGGCAUCAGGAACAGUAUUGCAGAGAGCCUGCCAGUCUUGGCUAAAAUCAUUAACAAUAUGCAGGGAGGAUCUCAGUUGCACAUUUGUCACAGUCUGGGGAAAGACUCCACAGGAGUGCUGCUCCUGGCCAAGACAGAAGAGGCAUGUGAACGAGUACAGAGUCAAAUCAAAUUGCAUCAGAUGGACAGGAAAUACAUGGUGGUCACUGUAGGUGUUCCUGUUCCUUCUGAGGGAGUGAUUGAUAUCCCCAUCAUUGAGAAGGAGAUCACAGGGACCCAGCAUCAUUUCAAGAUGGGUCUGAGUCCACUCUACAGACUGACUGAGGAAGGCGAUGGAUUGACCAGAGUGAGGGCCCAUCGCCAAGCACAUAGUGCUGCUACACAGUACAGAGUACUGGACAGUAGUUCAGGCUGCAGCUUGGUAGAGCUCCAGCCAGUUACAGAAGUGAAACACCAGCUGCGGGUACACAUGGCACUGGCUCUAGCCUGCCCUAUUCUGGGAGAUCAUAAGUAUGCUUACUGGAACAAGCUGGCUCCCCAGAAGUUGCCAGAAGGCGUGCUGCGAAGGCUCGGCCUGGAGCAGAGCAAAACCCGAUACCUCCCUCUUCACCUCCAUGUCAGACAGAUUAUACUGCCAGCGGUCAAGGGUCACUGUGACCUCAUCGUGUCCUGCCCACUACCCAAAUACUUCACCACGACUCUGAAAAGACUGCAGAUUUCAUUGCCUGAGAAGCCGUAAGAGAUGAGCACCACCUGUUCUGUUUUUCAAUAUGCUCUCACUGGCCACUUUGUCUCACCUACCUGGUAUCUACAGUCUUUGUCCAUGUUAUCAGGUCCUUUUAUCAUAGGAGCACUUUGUUGUUCUACAGUUAACGAUUGUCCAUUUGUUUCUUUGCAUAAUUUGUCUCAAACCCCCACAGGACCACCACUGAGGUGUUCUUUGGGUGGUGGAACAUUCUCAGCACUGCACUGACAUGUUAGUUAAUGUGGUACAGGAGAAUCUCACUCACCAGUACUGCUGGAGUUUUUAAAGACACUUUGUCGGUUCAUCUUGUAGAUGUAAAGUUAGAGAAGACAGUUGCUGCACAGUUUGUGUUAGUCAUCGUCUAGUCCUUCAUCAAUGGUCAGUUUUUGGCCAUAGGACACUGUUGGCUGAAUAUUUUCUCAGUCCAGCAGUGACAGAGUUGUUUGAAAACUCCAGCAACACUGCUGUGUCUGUUCCACUCAUAUCAGCAAAGCAUACUUAAAAUGUAAUUACCAUGUCAGAGUCACUGCAGUGCUACAUAUAAUCCACCAUCCAAAUAGUACCAUAGUACUUGCCCAAGGGUGGUCUGGUAUAGGGAAGGGGGGGAUCCUGACCACUGAUGAAUACAAGGUAUCUAAUAAAGUGGACAGUGAAGUGUAUAUAGUAUACGACUAAAUGCCAAGGGUGGUCUAUUUUUAAGUAUGAUAUUUACACACAGUGAAGACCUUGACAAAACAUUUUUAAGUUGGUGGUAGUUCAUAAGUAGCCUAAGGUUGCUAAGUUUUGUGUACUAGCUUGCAUCUCAAGAUUAGUACACAUUACAUACCUAAUCAAAUUAGUGUUUAGUGUACAACUGAAAUGGAGCUAAAACAAUAACAGCUGUGUCCUAAUAGUAUAGGGCUGCUUCAUAUAUGGGUCUCACUGUCUUUACAGGAUUGUUAUAUUUGUGUAAAUGAUUUGUCUGUCUACAAGUAUGUAAUAAAAACAGUAAACAGGCUUUCACAAGCAA